Messenger RNA from Colletotrichum graminicola M1.001, 3021 nucleotides. RefSeq lists its product as uncharacterized. The record is from RefSeq and is a predicted model, not a curated record. Bases 1 to 3021 code for a protein of 1006 amino acids. NCBI's taxonomy places the organism in Eukaryota, Fungi, Ascomycota, Sordariomycetes, Glomerellales, Glomerellaceae. Gene Ontology annotation, molecular function: zinc ion binding; RNA polymerase II cis-regulatory region sequence-specific DNA binding; DNA-binding transcription factor activity, RNA polymerase II-specific. The transcript is spliced from 3 exons. Gene Ontology annotation, cellular component: chromatin. Gene Ontology annotation, biological process: regulation of transcription by RNA polymerase II; DNA-templated transcription.
AUGGCAAUGGCUGCCAUCCAUGACAAUCAUCGUCGCUCAGAGAGCUCCGAUGGGUUAGUAGGCGUGGAAAAGAUAUUCGCUUGCACUCAUCCCGGUUGCCAAAGACGAUUUACUCGUGCGGAGCACAUGCAACGCCAUGCUCUCAAUCAUAUGCCCGGAGGCCUGAGCUGUGAUCUUUGCAGCGCUCACUUCAAACGGCCUGACCUAUUGAAACGGCACAUGGACCGUCACCGCCAGAAAGAUCUCGAAGCGGGCGGGCCAGGUUACGGCACUCUAGACACUAGAAAGCGGUCUUGGAAGGCUCCGGACGGGUCUGUGGUGGAGAAACGGCCCUGCCCAAAUCCAUCUGGACGGGGCCAGGGCGGAUCGGGACGUGGACGCACACAACCGCAGCAAGUACCCUCGCCGGAGCCCGAGUUGAACGAAGAACACAACCUUUCAUCUCUAGAUCCCGGAGGGAGCCAGUGCUAUUCUGGUGGCAGCAUAUCUCCCGAGGCCCCAAGGAAUCCUGCGCUUGACUUGCGACCAGGAAACCUAAAUAUCAACCAUUCGUACGCUUUCGGCCGUGGAGGCGUUUUCAUUCCAUCAGAUACCAUCAAUCACUUCUCGGGAUUCCCACCACCCAUACAAUCGUCUGAUCUUAUCACGACGGCAGCUGGUCAGUUCGAGAUCGACGCCUCUCAAGCAGGCAGCUGGAGCGAGACUUCCCUGUUCAGCGGGCAGCAGCUGGACUAUGACCAAGUCUUUCAGCCAGACACCGCCAGCUCUUUCAAUAUGCCAUACACCACCGCCCUUGACUAUAACUGGCUGUUUGAUAUGCAAGAUUUCUCGGCCUCUGCUGCCAACCCAACCCCCACAAAUACAACUCAGCAAGUCGACGCUAGGGGCUCUACCCACCCGCCACCCACGAGAACGCAGCCUAACCUGGUGGUUACCCCAGAGUCUAUGAAGAGCGCGCAGUUGUGGACGGAACCGAUGGAAGCAAGUUCCCAACAGCCUAAGCGAGCAGACAGACCACCUGGUCGAUCCGAUGCUUUUCAAACUGAAACGCAAGCUUCCAGGAGACAGAUUCCAGACAGUUCUAGGGAAAGGAGCUCAGAUGCCUCAGUGUCCCGGACACAUACAUGUAGGGAUAUGCCUCCAGCGACUCGGCAGAAAUACACGGAUAGCCGGCAAGCCCCAGUAGAGCCAGAGCGCCCACUUUCCUCCCUGAGGAAACCGCUUAUAAUCCCUAGCAUUAGUGCAGACGUUAGGCAAAGGCUCCUGGAGGUGGUUGACGCGGCCAGGCCAAGUCUGCCAGAUCAGCGGUUCACGAUAUGGGAGCAUCCAUUGCUCUCCAUAGACUCCCUCAAAGCCUACCUGGGUCUGUUCUUCACGCGCUUCAACACGGCCUACCCGCUGAUCCAUCUCGAGACGUUUGAUUGCCGGAAAAUCGAGCCCCUGCUUCUGCUUUCGAUCCUGCUCCUGGGCGCAACGUACUCGAACAAGGACUGUCACCAACUGGCCGUCUGCAUUCACGACGUAAUCCGGCCGAGCAUCUUUGCGCAUGCAGGCUUCUCACCCAGACCGGAGCUCUGGACCCUACAGGCAAUUCUGUUGGUCGAGUGCUUCGGCAAGUCACGCGCGGGGCAGAAGCAGCACGACAUGAGCCAUCUGUUCCACGGGCUCUUGAUUAACCUCAUCCGACGGUCCGACUGUCAGUCUGUUCGGCCCCCAGGUCCGCCGCCAAUACUGGGAGAGGACAAUGCCGAGGCUCUGGAUAGGGCGUGGAGGAAAUGGGCGGAAGGGGAGCAGAAAAAGAGACUCGCCUUGCUCUGCUUCAUGUGGGACACCCAGCACGCGGUGCUCUUCUGCCAGAGCCUCUGCAUGUCGGCCUUUGAGCUGCGGCUGGAACUACCCUGCAGCCAGAGCAUCUGGGAAGCGCGGGAUGCUGCAUCGUGGGCAGCGGCGUGGCGCUCGAGUUUGAGCGACCAAAGGCUGUUCUAUCUCCCAACGCUGAAGUCGUACCUCACCCCCUCGGCGCCACGACCAUCUGGGCUCACCGGAUUCUCACGGGUUCUGGUUCUACAUGGCCUGAUGUCGAUAUCCUGGGACAUGGGCAGACGCGACCAGACCGCGCUCGGUGUCGUUUCUCACGACAGCUUUGGCACGGGUUGGCGCAGGUUGCUGAGCACCGCGUACGAUGCGUGGAAGAGCGACUUCGACGCAUAUUGUACAGCAUUCUCGGCGCCUCCAGAAAACGCCUCCCAGGCGCGUUCUCAGGGAAUCCACGGGAAUGAUAGGGACGACGAAGUCCGGCGCGUCGAGUUUGAGUCAUUCGCGUCGGCAUACAAGGCGUUGUAUCACUCAGCGCAAGCCCUCUUGAACAUGGAUUUCCUUGACGUCCAGAUAUACGCCGGAGCGCGCCACAUUCUGGGCAGGCCGGUACAGCAGAGAGACUACCACCGGUCGGCGCGAGUGGUCAAGAGAUGGGCCACCUGUUCUGACACACAGCCAAGGUAUUACCUCUCCAGCGCACGACUGGAUCGCAGGGACGUGGACGAUAACGGCAACCAAUCGAAGCAAUCCGCGUCAGGCGCGGCAUGGCACGCAGCGCGCAUGCUACAGGAGACGCGGGGGAUUCACAAAAACACAGAGGCCAUGAACCUGUUCCACGUGCCGUGGUGCCUGUACCUCGCGACCCUCACCUGCUGGGCAUACCACCACGCGCGCCCGAGCCGCAGCCACAGGAGCUCGUCCCGCAGGAGCUUCGACGAAUUUGACGACGACGCAGAGCUCGAGGAGGACGAGAUGAUUUGGGACCCGCAAGGGGAGAUGGAGGCUCUGAUCACCAGCAUGUCAGAGCGGGCGGACCGUAGCGAGGUCACGUUACGGAGGGAGCGGAAGCGCACAAACGGGUUGGUGUGGAUUAUGGCGGACAUCUUGACCACAGUUCGAUGGGGUAUCGUUCAUGCUGGCGUCGUGGUGUUGCGAGGCUUGGUGCCUCAACGCUUGAUCAACCAGUACGAGAAGGUCGUUUGA